CCCCUUCCCUGCUGGGAGCUUGGCUUGCUGUCCUGUGAUAGCGGCACUCCUGUGGGUAUCAUGAGUGCAUUUGGUGUGUUGGGUUCGUGGAGACGGGUCCUGGCGACCAGUGAGAUCUCCGUGCCCUGGAGUGAUUUCGAAACACUCCUUUGCUGGGCUACACAGCGGGGAUUCUUUUCCGACCCUACGGAGGCGUUCUCUGAGGCGGCGUGGUCUUGCGUGAAUGACCACCUCGUGCAGGAGAUGAUGGCUGGUGGUCCUGCCAGCGUGAAAUUGAUGUGGCACACAUUGCAGGAUGUUGCUCGGGCUGCAUGGGGGUCUGAACCUUGCAGCUCUGCAGGUUCCCGGAAGGACCUGUCCGUCUCGGAUGGGGAUGAAAGGGAAUCUGAGCUUUUGAGCGACGCAGAAGCUUCCUCCGCUUCCCGGCGGGGGGAGCUGGAGGAUGAUUCCGCCUCCGAGGGUGGUGGUUGGUCCUCGGAGGAGGAUCGGUCUCUCACCCCUCGGUUCCAGAGUGGUCAGCCGGGGGGCGGAGUCCCGCGGGUUUCUGGGGGUCCCGGGGAGGCAGCUCGGCUGACUCGCCCUGCCCCGAACCGCGGUGUGGAGGGGCAGCCGUCGUCCCCCUGUGCCUUCCCGGCGCUCGGGGGCGAUGAGGGGCCCCUGGAUCAGUGCCCGGUUUUGUUCGGGUCUGAUUUGGUGACAACGCUCUGUUCGCAUUGUGGUAAGUCCACAACAUAUUCCCUGCGGCCGGCGGAAGCGGGUUCGCCCGCUUCAGAUUCGGGCCCGUCCCGCGGGGGGACAGUCUCUCCUGUUUCUGAGCCUGAGCAGCCCGCCGGGCAUGCGCAGGCGGUGGAGGCUGCCGGAGGCGGGGCGUUGGUCGGUGCUCGAUCUCGUCCCAUCAUGGUGGGCGGCAUGCCUGCCUCGCUGUGUACAGCGGAGGCGGAGUCGGCUGCGGCCUCCCGUGAGAUGGGGCGGGUGCUGCUAGGGGCUGUGCCAACCUCCCUUGUGCCGCCCCGCGCUGACGUGGCUCCGCGAGCCGCAUCUCUCCCUGUGUCCCGCCCCUCCCCUGCGCGGGAGACGGGUGGCUCCGCGUCGGGUUGGCGGUCUGUGCCGGCGCCUGCGUCCACUGCGGCGCCCUCUGCCGGUGCCGAGGCGGACGGCGCUGCCGGGGGAGCAGCUGGUUCGGCCCCGCAGUCCCCGUCUUCUGCGGGGGCUGCGGCGCGCCAGGGCGCUGGGGUGUUCACCUUUAGCGCGACUGCUGACGCGGCCAGCGGGAAACCGGUGUUCUCCCGGGGUCGCAGGUCCUCCCUGCCGGGUGUGUGGACUCUUCCCCCGUGCCAGGUGACCGUGCGUCCGAAGGAUCCCAGGCGAUUCUGGGGGGAAGUCGGAGCUACGGCUGAUGAGAUGCGUGAGCCUGUCUCCUCGCAGCGUCUGCAGGAUCACGGAGGGGGCUCCUCUGGCUCUGCUGGUGCUGCGGGGGAUGCGGGGUCGAGUGCUGUCGCAGUGCCUCGCAGUCAGGCAGCUGCUCUUGUUCCCGUGGGGCCCACGGGACGGGAUACGGCAGGUAUUGCGGCCUUGCCAGAAGGCCCCCAGGCUUUUCCUGUGAUCAGGGGCCUUGCUCAUAACACUUAUGAGCCUCUGCCCUUCAAGACAAAGACAAAACUCCGUGAGACGGUUGCUCGACAUGGUCUGGGCUCUUCUGAAGUCAUGCACAUGCUUCGCAUGAUUUCUCCUGAGGUGCGCACGCCUGCCGAUGUCCGUGACGUUGCGCGUGCUCUUUUUGAUCCCGUGCAAUUUGGCGUCUUUGAGACCAAGUGGGCUCGCUUGGCAGCCACUACAGCACAGCAUAAUGCUACACUGGGGCCGCAGGAUCCCAGGAGAGUGGCUGACGUUGACAUGCUGAUGGGUACAGGCAAUUACACUGAGCCUCAGGGACAGGCUGGUUUCUCUCCCUCCGUGCUUGAGCAGUGUCAAGCACUAGGCAUGUCGGCAGUGAUUCAGACCGUAGAAAUGGCUGCUCCACGGCAACCAUUUGCAACCAUUGUCCAGAAGGCUGAUGAGCCUUUCAUGACAUUCGUGGGGAGGCUGACUGCCUCGGUGGAGAGGCAACUGACAAAUCCGCUGACACGAGAGGCUGUGAUUGCGGACCUAGCGAGGAGCAACUGUACGGCAGACUGUAAGAGAGUCAUAGACGCUCUUCCUGGUGGGGCUACUGUCUCGCAAAUGACAGAGGCCUGUUCGGUCAUAGGUCCCCCUGUUCAGAAGAUGGCUGCCUGGGCUACUGCUGCGCAGCCAGUCUGGGCAGCGCCACAGGGCUGGCAGAAGCAGCAGGGGAAUGCUCAGGGCAGCAAGAAACGGGGGAAGAAAGAACAGAAGGAAAAGAUUCCUAUGUUUCUGUGUGGUCGGUGUGGAAGACCGAACCAUAUGACAAAUGUCUGCAAGGCAACGGUUCAUGCUAAUGGCCAGGCACUGCCGGGCUCGGGAAACGGGAAGCGAAGCGCGAAGGGGAGACGCGCUCAGACACAAGCUUCUCUCCAGACCCUGGAGCCGAUGGAGGUUUGCUCAGUCGGCUUGCAGCCAGCACCCGCGGCUCAGCGGGUGUAG
This is a messenger RNA of Passer montanus (Eurasian tree sparrow), 2601 nucleotides long. RefSeq lists its product as uncharacterized. The transcript is spliced from 2 exons. The record is from RefSeq and is a predicted model, not a curated record. Lineage: Eukaryota; Metazoa; Chordata; Aves; Passeriformes; Passeridae. The coding region runs from base 61 to 2601 and encodes 846 amino acids. Gene Ontology annotation, biological process: viral process.